Sinocyclocheilus rhinocerous is the source of this 1045-nucleotide messenger RNA. RefSeq names its product twist-related protein-like. The transcript has 2 exons. Lineage: Eukaryota; Metazoa; Chordata; Actinopteri; Cypriniformes; Cyprinidae. Gene Ontology annotation, biological process: developmental process; regulation of transcription by RNA polymerase II. Gene Ontology annotation, molecular function: DNA-binding transcription factor activity, RNA polymerase II-specific; protein dimerization activity; RNA polymerase II transcription regulatory region sequence-specific DNA binding. Bases 89 to 610 code for a protein of 173 amino acids. The record is from RefSeq and is a predicted model, not a curated record.
CGCACAAGAGGAGACACCCCGAGAAAGGGACCCCGUUCCGCCGGACAGAGGGAAACUAUUAUAUAUUAUCUGCGUUUUCCAAACAUCAAUGUUUGAGGAAGAGGCGAUGCAAGAGGAGUCCAGCUCCCCGGAGUCUCCAGUGGACAGUCUGGGGAACAGCGAGGAGGAGCCCGACAGGCGACAGCAGAAACGCCGCAGCAGGAAAAGACGCCCGAGAAGGAAGAGCGGCGAGGAUUCGGACAGCCCGACGCCCGGGAAGCGGAGCAAAAAGUGCAGCAGCGGCAGCGGCAGCGGCAGCCCGCAGUCUCUGGAGGACCUGCAGACGCAGCGCGUCAUGGCGAACGUGCGCGAGCGUCAGAGGACUCAGUCUCUGAACGAGGCGUUCGCGUCGCUGCGCAAAAUCAUCCCCACGUUACCCUCGGACAAGCUCAGCAAAAUACAGACGCUCAAGCUCGCUUCCCGGUACAUCGAUUUCCUGUGUCAGGUCCUGCAGAGCGACGAGCUGGACUCCAAAAUGUCCAGCUGCAGUUAUGUGGCGCACGAGAGACUCAGUUACGCGUUUUCCGUCUGGAGAAUGGAGGGCGCGUGGUCCAUGUCAACAUCCCACUAAUGCACGGAUGCGCGCUUUCGGUGCAGCACGAUUUUCGGCCUUGAGGAGCUGAACUCACUGGAAGGAGCGACACGAAACAAUGGCGAACAUAGGGAUUAUAAAGGGAAGGUUCUGGAGCGUCACGACGCCGUUGCGAGCACUUACAGACACGGGACCAGGAAUUACAAUCAGAUCUGUGCUGUUGUGACGGCGAAUGUGGAAAACAUGUGCUUCUGUCUCUAGACCAACAGAGAGACUCGCCGCGCUUCUGACAGCAGCCGUCAUAUUUAUUACAGAACGAAUGAAGGAAAUAUGGAAGAAACUCGGCUCAUAACACUUUCUCUGACUGGUCCUAGAAAAUACAUUUAUUUAUUUAUUAAUGAUUGUCACAAUGCAGAAUAGAUCUGGUGUCUAUGCAUUUUCUAUUUUAAAUACGAUGUACAUAUGUGUAUAUUU